CAUCUAUGAAGACUUUUUAUAUGUCGGAUAUAUAUAACAUGAAUAUUUAUGAGCCUCCACGAGAUGGCUGGCGCUGUUUCAACGAAUUCUUCGCGCGAAAAUUAUUGCCUGGAGUCCGGCCCAUUGACUGCCCUUCUGAUCCAAGGAUUAUUGUGAGUGCCGCAGAUUCAACAUUCGAUGGCUCUUGGGAUAUCGAUGAAAAUGCAAUUGUCACCUUAAAAAGCAUCCCCUGGACUAUUCGCGAGUUACUUGCAGACAGUAAGUACUCAGAUGAAUUUGCCGGAGGAAAAUUUACGCACUCAUAUCUUUCACCAUCCGACUAUCACCGUCAACAUUCUCCUAUAGAUGGCACAGUGCUCGAGGCUAAAGUCAUCCCAGGACAGGCCUACUGCGAAGUUAAUGUUAAAAAAGACUCAAGGAACAAACUGGUACUAAGACCUGGUCGAAGAAUAGGAACGGAUCAGCCAAAAGCUGAGAUCGAUUCUCCGGACUCUCCGGGGUAUCAAUUCUGCCAGGCGCGUGGUCUGUUUGUAAUCCAAUCAGCGAAAAUUGGAUAUGUGGCUGUUUUACCAAUUGGUAUGUCUCAGGUGUCGUCUGUGAUCCUCACCAAGAAGGAAGGGGAUGAGAUAAAGAAAGGAGAUGAGAUAUCUUAUUUUCAGUUUGGUGGAUCUGACGUUGUCCUUUUGUUCCAGAAAAAUGUUCAAAUAACUGCUGAAAUAAAUAAACAUUAUAACGUGGGCCAAACGAUUGCA
This is a messenger RNA of Racocetra persica, 752 nucleotides long. The record is from the annotation of a GenBank genome assembly. NCBI's taxonomy places the organism in Eukaryota, Fungi, Glomeromycota, Glomeromycetes, Diversisporales, Gigasporaceae.